UUGCACCCGGACGUACAGGGAAGAUUCCCGUAAAACAUCACACGGCAAGCCAGCAACAGUACGGGAAGACAAAAGAUGAAAUCGACACAGGUCAUGCGAUAUGCCGUUCGCCUAAACUGUGCACAGGUCAACGAAGUGGCGAGCAAGUCUACGGAUCGGUAUACCACCAGAUCAGCCGCUUUGCUCGCGGCACUUGGCAUUGGGCUGUCUUCGUUUAGUAUGAAACAAAUGCUAAGCAAACAAACUAAAAGAAAGCUGUAAAGCUGAAGAAAGAUGUAAGCUAUUUUGCCAUACUGUAAAACUUUCUUCGUUCACUCCGAUCCUUCCACGAAAGUGGUAACAAAUUUUAAGUAAUGCUGCGUACCGCUGCACUACACGAUACGAUGGAUAUAAUAAGCAUGUAGCUGACUCAACGAUGACUACAAACUGUUCCGGUGUUUUACUCAACUUCAAAUUGCAAAAGCACCUUAAGCUGGCAACAAAAAGAUACAACAUUCAAAAAGGUCAUCCUAAACUAUUCGAACUAUUUUGGCGCAUCCCCAAAUGGCAAUGGCUCUGUCAAUAGGGCACGCGACCAGCACGACUCCAAAAUAAUAUUGAAGAAAAUAGGUUCAAGACCGUCCGCUUCGUUAACCUAACAUUUACCGGUUAGUUACGCACGGUUGAACAUUUGAAUAAUGUUUUCACAGUCCUUAGGAGUGCUACUCCAUAUCGUAACAUCACGGAAUGCGACAUUACGAAUGGUUUACUCAUGUGAAAUGAUGCAAGUUGAACCUAGGCAUCGUAGUUAUAAUUAUGACUCGCCAGCAAAGGUUUUCCUUCCUUAAAAACGGCAAACAAAAGAAUGGCUUAGGUAGAUAAUUUGAUGAUGGAACCAGUAAAGACUGCAAUGCAAAGAAAGGAUUUAAACGCAUAUACAUUUACACAUAUCCAGUAAUACGCGGGAAUUGACGAUUGCCAGACCAGGAAUAAUGGAAUUCGGUAUGAUUACCCACAAACAGAAUUCAAAUGAAUUCUUGGUAGCAAAGCUAAACCCCAAAGCUGUUUUGGAGUACAAGUAUAAGUAUCGUGCAUGAUGGAGGGUAUUCAGUUUAACUGAAAUGCGAAGAAAACAGAAUCCUAAGAUAUGUGGCUACAUUUCACAGGUUUGAUUUUCAAACACAUUUAAGAUAGGCCGGAUUCGGUGUGAUAGCUAGAAAGAUAAAUAAACAAAUUGAUAUCAUUGCUUAA
Anopheles coluzzii is the source of this 1230-nucleotide messenger RNA. RefSeq lists its product as uncharacterized. NCBI's taxonomy places the organism in Eukaryota, Metazoa, Arthropoda, Insecta, Diptera, Culicidae. The record is from RefSeq and is a predicted model, not a curated record. Bases 76 to 261 code for a protein of 61 amino acids. The transcript has 2 exons.